Molecule: messenger RNA, 3678 nt
Organism: Petromyzon marinus (sea lamprey)
Lineage: Eukaryota; Metazoa; Chordata; Hyperoartia; Petromyzontiformes; Petromyzontidae
Source: RefSeq, a predicted model, not a curated record
UCAAAUAUAACUUGACCAAUAAAUAAAAAGUUAGGAUAAACAAAAUGUAAAUUUCGUGUUCCAUAACUUUUUUGUCCAUGCUUUUACUCACUUAUUAGGAGUGAUGGUAAAGAAUCUUCACUGCUAUAACGACAGUAAAGAAAUUAGAAAAUUGGACGUGUGACUUCUGAGACCUCUAGUACUUUGCCAUCCCGACACAGCCGAAUACAUAAAGUUCUCAUGUGAACAAACUUGCCAGUUUUUAUUGCUUCCAACACAUCGGUUUAACUAUUUUAAAGUGUAUAUGGUUUGCCGUCCAGCAUAAAAGUGUGCAGUGCAAUAGAAUUGUGCGUGUUUGUUCACGUGAGAACUUUAGUCAUUCGGCUUUGUCGGGUGGAGGAGGGUGUAUGACACAACAUUGGCAUUGUACUAAUACGAUAUGACCAAAACAUCUAUUAUGAAUAGUAAAAGUCUACGUGAAAAAAAAUAUAAAUGCAUACUGUAUGUGUUUAUAGAUCUACAUUUACAAAGAUGAUGGGCUACCAUUGACUGCUGAGGAACUGGAGACCAAGCUCAUUGUGUUGGUUACACAAUACAACUUGUCUGAUGCAAUGAUGAGCCCCUCUGAUCUCCAAGAUAAAACCGAAUACUUGCUUCAGACUGAAUUAACUUACACAGUACCACCCAGUGGCAUUGUCUGCAUAAGUGUACCAACCUCCCACGAAGCAAACCACCUAACUCUUGAGGCGCACUUUGGUGCGGUCAUGACUUCCAUGUCAGUGUGGGCAGAGGAACAUUUUCAAAAUGAUUCCAUCAUUCAGGUCAGAGCUCAUGAAACAAGUGUCACGGUUGGAAGCCCUGUCACCUUUACAGUACAAACUACAGACAGCAGCAUUUCUGAAGUGUCCUACCAGGUGGCGGCAAUGGGCCAUGUGUUGGAAGCUGGAGUUGCUCGCUUGCCACAAUUCACGCUGACGCCCUCAGACGCCUGGGGACCAGCUACCUACGUCAUAGCCUACUAUGGAACAGACGAUGGUGACAUCAUCCAUGAUGGUGUGGAGCUGGUGGUACAGGAGUUCGUGAAUAUGGUCGAAGUGAAAUGGAGCGCACAGUCAGCUGUGCCUGGUGAAUACGUGAACCUGGAGGUCACGGCCACAGACUCCGAGUCAUUUGUUGGUGUUGUAGCCAUCCAAAACUAUUACUAUUGGCGAGGAAUGAAUAUGAUCUCUGAUAUCCUGUCUGCAUCUGCUUUGGACUCGAAUCCUAAAUGGUGGCAUGACAACAUGUUCUUGAAUGCUGGACUGAAUUAUGCUACCAAUGGAAGAAUAAAAUACUGGGACAGCAAAAAGGCGAACAAAGAUCACUCAAGAAAAUUAGAAAAUGAUCGUUUGCGCAAAUCCAACGGAGGGUUACCAGAGGCCUGGGUUUGGCAGCCUGGUGUAAAAGGACCAAACAAGAAGACGACAUUCACAGCCGUUGUUCCAAAAGUCAAUUCCCGCUGGAUGGGCAUUGCCUUUUCCGUGUCUAAAACAAGUGGAGUCACUUACGCUUACACCAGAACUCAGUUUGAAGUGUCUUCUCCAUUGCAUGUGGACAUAAAUGUGCCCAAUGUUGCCAUUCUUGAUGAAGAGUUCAUUGUGGAGGUGAAAGUCUUCAACAAGCAACCAAAGAUUAUCGAGGUCCUGGCAACGUUGCAUGCCAGUGAGACUCACUUCAAAGUUCUCUAUCAAACCGAAGGGAAGUCUCCGUACAAACGUCAUCUGAACGUGCCCAAUAAGGAGUCUGGCACUGUGUCUUUCCCCGUGUCUCUCCUGGUUGCCGGUGAAUUCUGUUUCACCGUGGUGGUGUCAUACAAUAAUAUCAAUUACACUGUGGUGGGAUGCACCUUGGGGAAGCAUUCAGGUUUUCCGCAAUCUUACUCAGAAAGCGCCAUACUCAAAUUGUCAUCAGACGAGGUCACAAAAACGUUCACUUUCAACUUCCCAUCCAACGUCGUCAAGGGAAGCAGUUCAGCUUCCUUUUACAUCUACGGAGAUAUCAUUGGGCCCUCUCUCACUGGACUCGAUCAGCUCCUGCAAAUGCCAUAUGGCUGUGGGGAACAGAACAUGAUCAACUUUGCACCAGGCAUCUACAUCCGGAGAUAUAUGGAAGUUACCCUACAGAUUACUCCGGAGAUUAUUGAAAGGUCUUUGACUUAUAUGACAUCAGGCUACCAGCAAGAGCUCCACUACAGGAGAGACGAUGGUUCCUUCAGUGCUUUUGGAAAUUCGGAUCAACAAGGCAGUACAUGGUUGACGGCCUUCGUGUUGAGGACGCUCCUGCAGGCACAGCGUUACAUCACCGUGGAUGAGCACGUGAUCUCCGAUGCACGCAAUUUCCUUUUGAACAACUUAUUGCCCACAGGGCAGUUUGAGGAGCGUGGCUACGUUAUUCACAAGGAGCUGCAGGGUGGCUCAGCGAGCCACAUCAGCUUGACAGCCUACACUCUGCUCGCCUUCCUCGAGGACGCCACGACUGACGUUUUACCAAUCUCAUCUGCUGUGCACUUCCUGGAGGCCAACGUGAGUGGGAGUGGUUUGACGGCCAGCCUGCCUUUGGCGCUCACUACCUAUGCCCUCUCCCUUGCCAACAGCAGUUUGGCUAGCACUGCCCUGGACCUGCUCAAUGUUCAUAAAAAAAUUACAGAUGAUGGACUGAUAUACUGGUCAGAUUCAGCAUCAGGUCAACCUUCCUAUUACUGGCAACCAACAGCAAUCACCAUCGAAACCACAGCUUAUGCCCUCCUGGCUCAUCUGCGUCUGGGAAAGAUCACAGAGGCAAUUCCCAUCAUGAAUUGGUUGAGUCAGCAAAGGAACCACCUGGGAGGAUAUGCAUCCACACAGGACACAAUUGUGGCGCUGCAGGCUCUGUCCGAGUACUCCAUCCAUUCGUUCGGAACUUUACAAGGGAAAGCGAAAAUCUCCACAUCAGAACAUAGCGUCGAAGUACAGCUAUCCGGCAUGAAUGCCUCGGACAAACACGUCGAAAAGAUUUCUACUUCCUCAAACAUAAAUGUGAAGUUGUCUGCGAUUGGGAAUGGGACCAUUAUUGGCCAGCUGAAUGUUUUCUACAAUGUGCACGACGCACCGGGACUUCGCAGAGCCCGAUCAGCGGCCCCCGAAUAUGUGCUGGCGUUGGACUUCAACGAUAACAGUGCCAAUGGUGCCAUUGGAGAGAAGGUGUAUCUGACGGCAUGUGCAAAGUGGAUGGGCGAGGGCCCCUCCGGCAUGGUUCUCAUGGAGGUGAACCUGCUCAGUGGCUUUCACGUGGCUGACAAUCUGUUCACCCUCAACGAAAUCCUCAAACUGGUGGAGGUCUCACCGGGAAAGGUCUACCUCUACUUUGUGAACCUAAAUGACAGUGCAACAUGUGUAGAAAUAACACAAUACCGAGUGUCUUCAGUUGCAAAAGCUAAGGAAGGAUUGGUUGCUAUUAGUGACUACUAUGAACCAACGACAAGAGUGGAGGAAGUGUACAGAUCCAAACGACUCUCCGAGAUGGACCUUUGCGCUCUGUGUGGCCCAGGCUGCAUCAAUUGCAAGAGCAAUGUACCAAGUCCAUCUAGCAGGGUGACCAUAUCUCCAGCCUUGUGGGUCCUGCUCUCUGUUGCCUUUAUUCUGUUCCAGCAGGAACUAUAGAACGCGGCCUUGUAACCAAAGA